Molecule: messenger RNA, 5173 nt
Organism: Macrosteles quadrilineatus (aster leafhopper)
Lineage: Eukaryota; Metazoa; Arthropoda; Insecta; Hemiptera; Cicadellidae
Product: WD repeat-containing protein 47
Exons: 10
Coding region: 245-2908 (887 amino acids)
Molecular function (GO): protein binding
Source: RefSeq, a predicted model, not a curated record
GGUCGUUCUUGUUCUUGUUGUUAUAUUAUCGGUGUCAAAUAAGUUCUUGUGCAUUUCUAGUGGAUAUUCAAAGUUUUUGCUUAAUUGACUAUUGCUCAGAAAUGUCAUAGUAAAUACCCACUUCUGAGUUUAGUGAUCCAAGGAAUCCUAGCAUUUCUCACAGCGUCGCCAAUUGAAACCAGCCUUCCAUUGCCAGUUUCAUCUUGUUUUAGUGUUUGCUUUUUGACUGAGGGUGCGGUACGUGAUGCCGUCCGCACACCUGACACUGCGCGAGGAGGACGUGGUGAAGCUGUGUCUGGAGUUCCUGCACAACCGGGACCUCCACAUCUCGCAGCUGUCCCUGGAGCGGGAGACGGGCGUUAUCAAUGGCGCCUUCUCCGACGACGUGUUGUUCUUGCGGCAGCUGGUGUUGGACGGACAGUGGGACGAUGUGCUGGAGUUCAUACAGCCGCUGGAAGCCAUUCCUGCCUUUGACAUGAAAAGGUUUCGUUUCCUCGUGCUGCGACACAAGUACGUGGAACUGCUGUGUAUCAAGACUGAAGCGAGUUGUAGCGGCAACACGGUGGACAGUGCGGUCGAGGAGGUGGUCAAAGUCCUCAACGAGCUGGAGAGGGUCGCUCCCACCAAGGAAGACUACUCGAACCUCUGUCUUCUGCUGACCCUCCCCAGACUCACGGACCACCUACACUACAAGGACUGGAACCCCAGCAACGCGAGAGUCAAGUGUUUCCGCGACGUGUUCCCUCUAGUCGAAAAGUUCCUCCCCGGCGAGAAAAAGUCCGAACGCGGCUCCUCAUUGUGCACGACCGCCAAAAACGACCGUCUAGUCCAACUCGUCAUCAAAGGAAUCCUCUACGAAUCGUGCGUUUCCUACUGUCAAGCCAAAGCCACCGGUUCGAAAGAAUCACAAAAUCACGAAAUGAACUUCUCUAGACUGUUAGACGGCUCGGUUGGAUUCAGUGAUUCUGAUCUCAGCUUGUUAUCUUGGCUACAGAGCAUUCCCCAUGACACAUUUUCUGUACCUUUCGAACAACGAACGCUGAACGUAGACGUGGAGAGGUUGGAGCGGCCCUCGUUGGAGACGUCGUGGACGGAACACAUGCUGGUUACUCCGAUCAAACCCAAGACCUUCCCACACUCUGCGAUGCCAUUCACAAGGCCCAGGUCUGCGGCGGACAUCAUGUCUCGGUCUUUACUCCCUACUCUGGAAGGCAGCCCCUCAGUCAACCGGAUGAACAAGGCUGCGUUGAUGGCUCUCUCUACCGGUGACAUCCUUCAAGACUCUCCCAUGUCGAGGUCUUCCUUCGCAAGUUUUCACCUGACUGGUCACAAGAACAACAAACUGAUGAACACGUCGGUUGAUCGUUUGUUCGACAACGACGGUGAGGUGUUUCUCAGUAGUAGUUACACGGAGUUUCAACUACCUUCUAUUUCCGAGCAGCACAGCACGCCCGUCGCGGCCACGGGCACCACCAGGUCGAGAAGAGAUCGCUCAGGAUCUCCUGCGGACAAGAGAGCCCAAGGCGGAGUACCCUCGAACGCGUCGACCCCCGAACACCGGUCAUCCGCGUCCACCUCCACGACGGCUCGAUCUUCGCGUAGGGACUCUCUCAGUGAUAAACCGAUCUCGACAUGUACCACGCUUAUCGCGGGUGAUAGUUUCGACGGCGACCUUCUCAAGGAGUACCAGAAAUACAAGCAGAGGUUCAACGACGGCAGUCUUAGCAGAGAAGAUGUGAAGCAUGUAGACAACAGGCUGCAGGAAGAAAGCAUGAGGCCGCCUCAGAACGGCAACGGUGUACCAGUAAGGCCGGCGGCCAACGCUAGGCCUAUGACCAACGGAGAUGCCCACUACGAUACAGUCAAGGGAGUCCCGUCAUCAGUAGACCAACAGAACGGCAGUGGUCGACCGAGGUUUGUAGCUGUCACUUCUCUAGAGGAUGUCCAGGCUGUUCGCUGUGCAGAGUUCCACCCUAGCGGCACCCUCUACGCCGUCGGGUCAAACUCUAAAACCCUCCGGAUAUGCGCAUACCCCAAGCUCUCAGAUCUCAGGGAGGACCACACCACCUACCAGCCGACUGUGUUGUUCAAGAGGACGAGACACCACAAAGGCUCCAUCUACUGCAUGGCCUGGACCCCCGUGGGAGACCUGAUGGCUACCGGCAGCAACGACAAGACUGUCAAACUGAUGAAGUUCAACCCAGAGACUUCAAACUUGGAAGGUCAAGAGAUAGAGUUGACGAUGCACGACGGCACCGUAAGAGACGUGUGUUUCCUAGAGGACACCAGCAACAAGUCUAGUCUACUGAUCAGUGGAGGUGCCGGAGACUGUAAGAUCUACAUCACAGACUGCGCGACUGGUCAGCCGUACCAGGCUCUUAGCGGACACUCUGGCCAUGUGUUGACGCUGUACAACUGGGGAGGUGCUAUGUUUGUCAGUGGCUCGCAGGAUCGCACAGUCAGAUUCUGGGAUCUCCGGACUCGAGGCUGCGUCAAUGUCAUCACUCCCGCCACCUCUCCCUCGUCAAGGGUAAGUGAUCAAGGGUCACCCGUUGCAGCUGUUUGUGUUGAACCGAGUGGUCGUCUGCUAGUGUCAGGCCAUGAAGACUCCAGCUGUGUUCUGUACGAUGUGCGAGGCGGUAGAACACUCCAGUGUUUCAAGCCUCACACAUCCGAUGUGCGUUCCAUACGGUUCUCACCCAGUGCGUACUACUUGUUGACGGCCGGAUACGACAACAAGCUGGUCCUCACUGACCUGCAAGGUGAUCUGACGACAGCUCUGCCGAGCGUGGUCGUAGCCCAGCACCAAGACAAGGUCAUCUCCGGACGCUGGCAUCCGACAGAGUUCUCCUUCCUCAGCACCUCGGCAGACAAGACGGCAACACUCUGGGCCUUGCCUCCCGUCUAGACCGAUAUUUUAUCCUAUUUUAAUAUCAUUAACAACUUACCAAUUUGUUGUAACUGUAUAUUUACCUCCGUUCUUAUAACCAGUUUAUGUAGUUAAACAAGUUAUUUAUCAAAACUUUAUACAGUUUGUUGAAAAUGUUAAUAUUGUUAAUUUUUUGUUAGGUUGUAAUAUUCUUUACGGAACUGCUAGCACGUAUUGUUCCGUUUGUAUAAUUGGUUACGAGGUUUUUGUACAGUGACACAUGUGAUAGGCUUUGGUAGAACACCUCCUAACGAUUUGUAACAUUUGUGUAAUAUACCGGUUAUUAGGCUUGCUGUAUAAACGCUUUCAUCAGUCGCGAUACAGUUUGUAUAAGAGACAGAACUAAACCAAAGUGUUUUUAUAUAAGUCUGAAAUCUGUUUGAGGGAACCAAAAAAUUGGUCUAUUUUUAUAGAUUAACUCUGCGUCUGUAUUUUCUAUACUUGUAAAUACUGUUAUUUAUGUUUGAAUUCUUGCAAAACGGGGUAUUUUUAAAAUUCCUCAAAGACAAUGUUAUUCUUUUAUGAUUUGCAAUAUUUUAUAAUGUUUAAGAAAGUUUUUUUUGUUAUUUUUCUAUAUUUUAUAUCAUCAUUUUCUGGUAAUUUUCCUUUUAUCCUUGUAAAUCUAUGAUUUCAAUAAAAAAGUAGCUUAUUUGAACUCCGAGUUUUGGUUUUUUUUUAUUGGAUAAGCAGACACAAUCACCCAUUUUGUAACCUGACAAUUUAGUAUUAUUGUUGAGAGUUAACAUUGAGUAGGCUAUGUAACUUUAACAGAUUUAUUUCACGUAAUGCAAACAAAAAUACAAAAGAUUAACCUAUAAAAACAGUAACAGCAUCCUUAAGAUCAACUAUUAGCAAAAUCCUUAAUGUUUAAAGUUGAAACUAAAAAGACCUUCCAUGACUAGAGCAAUAGAAGUUUUUUACUCACGUAGAUAUAUUACCAUAAAGAUGUAAAUCUCUAUUUGUAUCUUCGGUAUAGAUGGACUUAGGCGGGGUCUUUUAUCAUAAUAGUUGAUCCGUCUAACUAAACCAUCUAUUUACAAUAUUUCAAGAACGUAACUUCCCGCACAAAGCAGCUCCGUUACCAAAGAUUAAGGUAAAUUCUUGGUAGGAUUUGGGACCACUCUAAAGUCAAUAUUCAAUGUUUUUAUUUACUUGUAUUGGUUGAAUAAUUGAGUGAAAUCAUUGAAAUUUUGAAAAUAUUAUAUAAUUAACAUCUAUACUUUUGAAGGUAUAGGAUCUGUUUAUUGUUUGUAACCUAGUUAACUAGUUAACUUGUAUACUUUGAGUCAAAAGAGUUUUCAUCGACAGGUUGUUGUGUAUUUUAACUUUUUCUGGUAGUUUAGUUUGAGGUUAUGAUUAUCAAAACAAUGACAGGUUGUGUAACUUUCUAAAUAGCUUUGUAAGGCUGACGUGAUGUAGAAUAGGUUUCGCCUUUUGAUACGCAAUAUAUAAAUGCAAUGUUGGAAUUGGUUUUAGUUCUGUAUUGCAGUGGUUCACAGUUUUGCAAAAUGUGCAUUGUUUUAUAUCUAAUGAAAUAUGUAGGCAUAGUAUAUUGUUGUUAACUGAAUAACUUUAUCGGUGUCAUAAAUUGUUUGAAUUGUAACAAUUCCUUAACCCUUAAGUAACAAGUAGUCUAGCGAGUAUUAGAUUAACUUCAUUUUCUUGUUUCAUUAUUCUUUUAAUCAUGCAAAUGUGAGUUUUGGUUAGUGAAUACAUAGAUUUUUCCAAUUAAAAUGUUUUAUUGUCUAACAUCAUUUAACCUUUGUUAAAAGUUAUUCUGUGCGUUAAUUAAUAUUUAUAUAAAUGUUUAAGCUAACUAUUGAUAUUUGUUGUGACAUUUAUUUUGGACUUAGGUUAUAAAUCAGAUGAAAUUCCAAACAAUUAGAAUUUGCUUAAUACUCGCCUAUGUUUCAUAGAAUAUUACUCAUUGCUUUAGGAUGUAAUUGAUAUUAAAUUAAGUUUCAAAUCUACUUUUUUCCCAGAAUCACCGCCAAUGAUAUUGUCCUUAGUUAUAAUCUUUGACAUAUUUAAUGCUUUAAUUUCCAACAUUUCACGUACCUGAGGGCGUUUUUAGGAGCUCUGUGUGCUUUGCUACAAAAUCAAUUUAUAAACUAAACUAUUUUUAUGCACAUUGUUGUAAACCUUUUUUUAUUACUAUAAUCUCAAAUCUUGCUUAUACUCAAUGUUUAUUGUUUUGUAUUAGCAUAUUGAUAUUAAUGUUAAAUGAUUAAAUAUAAUACAUAA